UACUGCCCCUCGCUCGGAGCACGAUGCCUGGGAUCGUGCAGUGACACCGGAGCUUUGCGCUCCUGCCCGGCAGGAGUAAUGAUUCUUUACUAAACAGCAAGGACCUUUACGAGCAAGAUCUCUACUGAUAAGAGAAUUGACCCAGUUUACCAUACAAUGGGUACUUCAAAUGAAGAGAUGGUCUCAGCGGAACAGAACUUGAACCCGCUCUGCUUUGAAUGUGGCCAACAGCACUGGACAAGAGAGAAUCACUUGUACAAUUAUCAGAAUGAGGUGGACGAUGACUUGGUUUGCCAUAUUUGCCUUCAACCCUUGCUACAGCCAUUGGACACGCCUUGUGGUCACACGUUCUGCUAUAAGUGCCUACGAAACUUUCUGCAAGAGAAGGAUUUCUGUCCCUUAGACCGCAAAAGGCUCCAUUUUAAAUUGUGCAAAAAAUCUAGCAUCCUUGUACACAAACUGCUUGACAAGCUCUUGGUGCUAUGUCCCUUUUCUUCAGUAUGUGAAGAAGUAAUGCAGAGAUGUGACUUGGAAGCACACCUGAAAAACAGGUGUCCUGGGGCUUCCAAUCGAAGGGCUGCUUUGGAGAGAAGAAUAAACAUCAAAUUGCAGGCAGACACUGAAUGUGAAAAUGAGAACGCUAUGAUAGAUCAUCCGGACUCCCAGUCACCUGAAGUAGAGCAUGCUGGAACUGGAAUGGCAUCAGUGGAGCAGAACAUGAUAUCAGCUGCAGUUUCAGUAUGGACAGAUGAGUCUGGCCUUGACAACCCUGCCUUUGAGGAGAACACAGGAACUGACACAACACAUCAGCCAUCAAGUUUACCAGAAGGUGAGAUCACCACCAUUGAAAUUCAUCGGUCCAAUCCUUAUAUUGAAUUGGGAAUUAGCAUAGUAGGUGGCAAUGAAACACCUUUGAUCAACAUUGUUAUUCAAGAGGUUUAUCGUGAUGGAAUCAUUGCCAGAGAUGGAAGGCUCCUUGCUGGAGAUCAAAUACUGCAAGUGAAUAAUUUUGACAUCAGUAACGUGUCUCACAACCACGCCAGGGCCAUCCUUUCCCAGCCCUGUACCUCGCUGCAUCUCACUGUCCUCCGAGAGAGACGAUUUGUAAGCCGAACACACAACCACAGUGAUAGCCCUCUCCAGCGAGAGGAUAGCUUCCAUCUGACCCUACACAAACGAGACUCCAAUGAACAGCUUGGAAUUAAGCUGGUGCGCAGAACAGAUGAGCCAGGGGUAUUUAUUCUUGACCUUCUGGAAGGGGGGUUGGCUGCUCAGGAUGGCCGACUCUGUAGCAACGACAAGGUGCUGGCUAUCAAUGGGCAUGACCUGAAGCAUGGCACACCUGAACUGGCUGCUCAUAUUAUCCAGGCCAGUGGUGAGAGGGUGAGCCUAACCAUUUCUAGGCCUACCAAGUCCCAAAUUGUGAGCAUUCUCAGAGAUGGAGGAACACAUCCCAUCAGUCAUCAUCAAUCCUAUCAGCUGUAUCAUAGCAACAGGCCAAGCCCACAUAAGGACCUCUCACAAUGUGUGACUUGUCAAGAGAAGCACAUCACAGUGAAGAAGGAGCCCCAUGAAUCCCUUGGCAUGACAGUAGCAGGAGGUCGAGGCAGCAAAAGCGGGGAAUUGCCAAUAUUUGUUACAAGUGUACAACCUCAUGGAUGUCUGGCAAGAGAUGGCAGGAUCAAAAGAGGUGAUGUGUUGAUGAAUAUUAACGGCAUUGAUCUGACCAAUCUGAGUCACAGUGAGGCUGUAGCUAUGCUCAAAGCCAGCGCUGCUUCCUCGGUUGUUGCUCUGAAAGCUCUAGAGGUCCAGAUUGCUGAAGAGCAGCCCCAGGCAAAUGACGAGCAGCCGAACACCAUCAGCGAGAAUGAAUAUGAUGCUAGCUGGUCACCAUCUUGGGUUAUGUGGUUAGGACUUCCAAGCUGCCUGCAUAGCUGCCAUGAUGUUGUGCUACGAAGGAGCAAUCUAGCAAGCUGGGGGUUUAGCAUUGUUGGUGGCUACGAGGAAAAUCAUACAAACCAGCCUUUCUUCAUUAAAACAAUUGUUCUAGGAACACCAGCAUAUUUUGAUGGAAGACUCAAAUGUGGUGAUAUGAUUGUUGCUGUCAAUGGACUUUCAACCAUGGGUAUGAGCCAUUCAGCGCUGGUUCCUAUGUUGAAGGAACAGAGGAACAAAGUAACACUGACGGUUAUCUGCUGGCCAGGAAGUCUUGUAUAGCAUGCAAAGAAUAUAUACGUUGGUUCAAACAGCUUUUCUUUUUUUUUUUUUUGGAAAUGGCUGGCUCAAAUUUUUCAAGCAAAGCUGUGUUUUUCUUUUUUCCCUUUUCUACUAAUGCAGCUGGUAAUAAGCUGGGCCAAAAAUUGCUACCUUCAUAUCUGAGAAGGGUGUGUGAACAAGGGGUGGGUGGGAAAGGAAGAUUUUUAACCACACUGUGUUGUUCUUUCCAUCCUAAAAUAGCCAUUUCUGUCAAAUUGUGUUUAUUUACCACCGCUGUGUCACUGUGGUAUCCAUGUGCAUAGACUUCAGCUUCUUGGUUGGCUUACAGAAGUCAACUUACUCAAGCAAUUGUAGUGGGGGCGGGGUUGCACCUAGCCAGGGUGCUAACAUGCUGGCAUGUUAGGUACCUGAUAGGCUGAUCUCUGCAUUGCUAGAUACUGAUGCAAAUGUAUAACCUUAAGCAGGUUAGCAACAAAUGAUAUGUAAGGCCUUCUACAGUAAGAGACGGUUAUUCUGUAAGGUGCUUUCUACUUUGGUUUCAGCUUUGCUCACAGAAGAUACACCAGGAACCAUCUGUUUUAAUUGUUAAAGUGGGUGGCCAUGUUAACAUUUAGUAGAUUAACUUCUACGCAUUUUUCUUACAUUUUGCUAUUCUCGUUUCUAUCAAGAGCCUGAGCAAUUCCUUGUGUUAUGGCUGCCACAUAGAAACUGCAGGAAACAGUUCCACGUAGCACCUGCCCCAUACAGUAUAACAGUCUUAACCCAUAAGAAGGACAUAUUGCCCUAUUAUGUAUAAAGUCGACAUACUAAUUCCAUCAUGAAAUGCACUGGAGGGCAGGGGUGGCAGAAAGAAAGAACAUGGUUAUUAGCCAUUAUCCAACAAAAGUAUUUAUGGCAUCAUAACUAUAAUGUAGCAAUUUGUCCCUGGCUACAUGUAAUCAGCAUUCCCAUGUUUCAUGAUGAAGCAUGGCAGUGUAGCUUGUAAGUACACCGUCCAUGUGACUCCCUUGUAGCAUAAAUAGCUACCCCAAGGCUGAAACUGCAUCAGUAUUAUUAUAUAAGGCAUGCACUGAUGCAUCACCAACCUGUGAAAGCUGCAUCAAAUGCAGAGCAGUGCACAUUCUAUGUGCAUAUUGUGUGCUAUGCUACAGGCAGGUAUCCUUUGUGAUAAUUCCAAAUCCUGUAAUCUG
This is a messenger RNA of Python bivittatus (Burmese python), 3407 nucleotides long. It is a transcript of the gene LNX2, whose product is annotated as ligand of numb-protein X 2. Gene Ontology annotation, molecular function: ubiquitin-protein transferase activity; protein binding. The record is from RefSeq and is a predicted model, not a curated record. Lineage: Eukaryota; Metazoa; Chordata; Lepidosauria; Squamata; Pythonidae.